AUGCACUGGCUCUUUGGGCUGCUUUUGUCCCUGUGGAUCUUGUGCCUGUUUUGGCCAGAAUCCCAGGGCCAACUGAUCCGCAUUCCCAUGCAAUACCAGGCCUCUUUCAUGGCCAGUCGUCGUCAACAUCGCGCGGGGCGAUCUUCGCUGUUGGCCAAAUACAAUGUGGUCGGUGGACCGCAGAUUUCAUCUAGAAAUGGAGCCACGGAAACAUUGGAUAAUCGAUUGAAUCUGGAGUACGCGGGACCCAUCAGCAUUGGAUCGCCGGGUCAGCCCUUCAAUAUGCUGUUCGAUACGGGAUCCGCCAAUCUCUGGGUGCCCAGUGCCGAUUGUUCCUCGAAGAAUUUGGCCUGUCAGCAUCAUCAUCGCUACAACUCCAGUGCCUCGAGCAGUUAUGUUCCCGAUGGUCGUCGGUUUGCCAUAGCCUACGGAACGGGGAGUUUAUCGGGCAGAUUGGCCCAGGAUACGGUGGCCAUUGGCCAGCUGGUGGUGCGGAAUCAGACUUUUGGCAUGGCCAUGCAUGAGCCGGGCUCAACCUUUGUGGAUACCAACUUUGCUGGGAUCGUGGGACUGGGUUUUCGAGAGAUAGCUGAGGGGAGAAUCAAACCGUUGUUCGAAAGCAUGUGCGAUCAGCAGUUGGUGGACGAGUGCGUAUUCUCGUUUUACCUCAAACGAAAUGGCAGUGAGCGGAUGGGUGGUGAGCUACUUUUCGGUGGUGUGGAUAAGGCCAAGUUCUUGGGAUCCCUAACCUAUGUGCCGCUCAGCCAUGCAGGAUAUUGGCAGUUCCCCCUGGAUGGCAUAGAACUGGGCGGCAGGAUAAUCAGCCAGAAUCGACAGGCCAUUGCGGAUACGGGCACAUCUCUAUUGGCUGCUCCGCCCAGGGAAUAUCUCAUAAUAAAUAGCCUACUCGGCGGCCUGCCCACUUCGAAUAAUGAAUAUCUGCUCAACUGUUCGGAGAUCGAUAAAUUGCCCGAAAUAGUGUUCAUCAUUGGGGGUCAGCGAUUUGCCCUCCAGCCCAGGGAUUAUGUAAUGAGUGCGGCCAACGAUGAUGGUUCGGUGAUAUGUCUGUCCGCCUUUACCCUCAUGGAUGCGGAGUUUUGGAUUCUGGGAGACGUGUUCAUCGGGCGUUAUUACACCGCCUUUGAUGUGGGCCAUCGGCGGAUUGGAUUCGCCCCAGCAGCCUAA
This is a messenger RNA of Drosophila takahashii, 1185 nucleotides long. RefSeq names its product lysosomal aspartic protease. The record is from RefSeq and is a predicted model, not a curated record. Lineage: Eukaryota; Metazoa; Arthropoda; Insecta; Diptera; Drosophilidae. Gene Ontology annotation, biological process: cell death; proteolysis. Gene Ontology annotation, cellular component: lysosome. Gene Ontology annotation, molecular function: aspartic-type endopeptidase activity.